GCCGCGACCCCAGUCUCCUUGGGGUCCAAGCAUCUGCUUCGGAGGGGAUGGAAGGAGUCGAGGAGGCCACGGCUCUUCUGGCCUCCUUGGAGGUCUCCAGUGCCCGUCCCGGGGAGCAGGGUUUGCCUCAGGCCGCAGUGGGAGAGGAGUGUGGUAGAGAGCCGUUAGAGGAGGAGAAGAUGGAGGAAGAUGUAGAGGCGAUGGAGGAGGACGAGGAAGAGGGUGAGAUUGAUUUCGAGGUGGAAGUCGUGGAGGAGGAGGCGCCUCUGUCUGGAGAGGGCGAGGAAGAGGAAGAUGAGAAUGAGCAGGAGGGUGCGGCAGCGGUUACAGGCCUUGGGUUCUCUGUGGAGACAUUUGGGCCCCUGUUCUGGAGUCAGGUCGACUCCAUUCUACGCAAUUUCCAUACCAACACACAUGUCCUGUUCUGGCCUCCCACUGACGGCCUGAUGGCCGGGGGCUGCUCCCCGCCACCCUCGGACCCUGGAGAAGGUCCGGUGCCUCCUCAGGAGCGGGAAGACCUGGGAGAGGGAGACAGAGGCUUGCAGGGCCUAGACUCUGCUGCUGAUUUUCAGUUGGGAUAUUUUCCCUGCCAACUUUUGACCCCAAUGUCUGCAUCAUUCUGCCCUAAUGAUGAGGGUGAGGAUCAGGAUGAAAAGGCUGAUGAAGAGGAAGAGGAUGAAAAUGAAAAACCUGAAGGACUCUAAAUGGAUGUGGUCUCAGCAAAGAGCAGCUCUGGAUAAUACAGGUAUUAUUGCAUAGGCUUUAGUAUGACAUAACCAUU
Messenger RNA from Capra hircus (goat), 781 nucleotides. Its product is annotated as major centromere autoantigen B-like. The transcript has 2 exons. The record is from RefSeq and is a predicted model, not a curated record. The coding region runs from base 48 to 704 and encodes 218 amino acids. NCBI's taxonomy places the organism in Eukaryota, Metazoa, Chordata, Mammalia, Artiodactyla, Bovidae.